AAGCGGAAGGCUGCCGAGCCGUCGACCUCGUCCGCCCCGAACAAGAGGAUCUCAGCUGCAGCAUCAGUGACUCGGCCACCAGCACCACCGACCCCAAACACGAUGGACUCCGAAGACGAGUUCAUGUCGGCCAUUUCUAGCGGUGACGAGGACGUCAUGAGCGACAAUGAAGACAUUUCGGGGGCCGAAGAUUUCGACUCCGAACUCGAUGCAGACCUUGACGUCGAUCUUGCCAAAGAUCCCCCGAAGCGAAGAGCCGCACAUGACAUCACAUUCAGCGUCUACAGCCCCGAAGACCUGAGGAAGCAGCAGGAUGACUUAAUCGACGAGGUCAACAUGAUUUUGGAGAUGCGAAAGGAGGAUGCAGCCAUCCUGUUAAGGCACUUUAGGUGGAACAGGGAGAGGCUAAUCGAGGAGUACAUGGACAACCGAAAGAAAGUCCUGGAAGUCGCCGGCUUGGGGCCUAAUGUUGGAGGUGGUCCGCAACUACAAGUCAUCCCUGGUUUCUGCUGCGAUAUUUGCUGCGAGGACGAGGAAGGGCUGCAGUCAUUUGCCAUGAAGUGUGGCCAUCGAUACUGCGUGGACUGCUAUCGCCAAUAUUUAACGCAAAAGAUUAGGGAAGAAGGGGAAGCGGCGCGCAUCCAGUGUCCCAGUGAAGGCUGCCACCGCAUUAUCGACGCCAAAUCGCUUGAUCUAUUGGUCACGUCAGACCUCAAAGAGCGGUACCACGUGCUGCUACAGCGAACUUAUGUUGAGGACAAGGAUACGCUUAAAUGGUGUCCCGGGCCUGACUGCCAAAACGCUAUCGAUUGCUCUAUCAAAAAGAAAGACCUCCACCGGGUUGUUCCAACGGUGACGUGCAACUGCAAGAUGCGGUUCUGCUUCGGAUGCACCCUCAACGACCAUCAGCCGGCGCCAUGCGAGUUGGUCAAGAUGUGGCUCAAGAAAUGCGCAGACGACUCGGAGACGGCCAACUGGAUCAGUGCAAACACCAAGGAGUGCCCCAAGUGCAACUCGACCAUAGAGAAGAAUGGCGGCUGCAACCACAUGACGUGCAGGAAAUGUAGGCACGAGUUCUGCUGGAUGUGUAUGGGCAUUUGGUCUGAGCACGGCACGAGCUGGUACAACUGCAAUCGUUUCGAGGAGAAGAGUGGGACGGAUGCUAGGGAUGCCCAGGCCAAAUCGAGGCUGUCGCUUGAACGUUACCUACACUAUUACAACCGAUACGCAAACCACGAACAGUCUGCUCGGCUCGACAAGGACAUUUACCACAAGACGGAAAAGAAGAUGACCAUGUUGCAGACAGCCUCGGGUAUGUCUUGGAUCGAAGUUCAGUACCUUGAGGCCGCGUCGCAGGCAUUGCAAACGUGCCGUCAGACUCUGAAGUGGACUUAUGCCUUUGCAUUUUACCUGUCACGGAACCAUCUUACAACGAUUUUCGAGGACAACCAGAAGGACCUCGAAAUGGCGGUCGAAGCUUUGUCGGAGAUGUUUGAAAAGCCCGUGGCUGAACUGGCCGAUUCUAAGCAAAAAGUCGAGAUAAUGGACAAGACCGCUUACUGCAACCGGCGACGGGUCAUUCUUCUCGAGGAUACAGCCGAGAAUCUAGCAAAUGGCCAAUGGAGCUUUAACGUGGACAUUGGGUCGUCUGCCGGCACUGGCAGGCGCUAG
Messenger RNA from Pyricularia pennisetigena, 1671 nucleotides. RefSeq lists its product as uncharacterized. The record is from RefSeq and is a predicted model, not a curated record. Gene Ontology annotation, molecular function: ubiquitin protein ligase activity; ubiquitin conjugating enzyme binding; zinc ion binding. Bases 103 to 1671 code for a protein of 522 amino acids. Gene Ontology annotation, cellular component: cytoplasm; ubiquitin ligase complex. Lineage: Eukaryota; Fungi; Ascomycota; Sordariomycetes; Magnaporthales; Pyriculariaceae. Gene Ontology annotation, biological process: ubiquitin-dependent protein catabolic process; positive regulation of proteasomal ubiquitin-dependent protein catabolic process; protein polyubiquitination. The transcript has 3 exons.